UGAAUAUUUAUUGACUGUAAAUAAGUUGAAAAGGGAGCUGCAGAUUAUUAAAGUGCAGACCGGUUUACCUGAUGUUCAAUUGGAUUUACUGCAAAUGGAAGAGUUGGUCAACACGUGGACCUUGGGAGCAGCCCCUGAACUUGAGCUGGUGGGCGUGAACAGACAGAAAUGAGUGUGAGUCUGAGUUAGAGCUCAGUCAUUGCCACUCACGGACUUGUUACACAUUUCACAAAGGAGCUGACAGAAGACCACUAAUAGAAAGACAAAUGUCAGGAAACCAUUCAGGCAUCUGUUGAUGAAAUUGCGGGGGUAUCCGUUUUGGCAAAUACGUUGUAUAGGUGUUCUAUGUAGUGUACAAAAUCCCAUGCAAGGACUGCACAAAACACUACAUAGGGCAAACAGGAAGACAGCUAACGAUCUGCAUCCAUGAACACCAACUAGCCAUGAAACGACAUGACCAGCUAUCCUUAGUAGCCACACACACUGAUGACAAGCAACAUGAAUUCGACUGGGACAACACUACUAUUAUAGGACAAACCAAACAGACAACAGCCAGGGAAUUCCUAGAGGCAUGGCACUCAUCCACAAAUUCAAUCAAUAAGCACAUCGACCUGGACCCAAUAUAGCAGCCACUGCAGUGGACAGCUGAAACUGACAACCAGAAACAGCAGAUACAAAUCACUAUAAAUGCCAGAGGAAACAUCACAGAAGCGAUUCACAGGAGGCUCCCAAGCACUGAGGAUGUCACCUAGAUAGGGGACGAAAUGCCUGCAAUACAAAUUCCCAGCUCGGCGAACAGAACCACAACAACGAGCACCCGAGCUACAAAUCUUCUCACAAACUUGAACUCUUAAACUGCUCGCAAGUUCUGGAACUCGCAGGAAGUUAAAGAAGAAAGAAAAUGGUAUGCCAUCCUGUCUUAAAGUAUCAGCCUUCCUAGAUGAAGAAAAGGACAAGAAAUGGAAAAUGAAAUCUUCAACUUUGUUGAACCUUCAGAACUUCAAACUUCCCACAGUGGUUCAUUUAUUUGCUCUGUGUGAAUCAUUGCUCACCAUACCUAAUACAGUCACCAAUGCCACUGCAGGAGAAAAGGUCUCAUUUCCUUUGCAGUACCAAGGCAGCGAUCAGUACGAUGUAACGUUUAGUUUAAGAUUUCCACUAAGUUUUAAAAUUUUCACAUGGAAGUCCAGCAAUCCAGAGAAAUUGCACAUUGUGCACCCACUGUACAGGUACAGAGUUAAAUUCCACGCAGGUUUGGUGGUGCUUUAUAAUGUACAAGUUAAUGACACUGGUGAAUAUGAAAUAUACAUUGACUACUUUGGAACAGAACUGAAAAACCGUGAUCAAAGUAUUUUCAGGAUCCAAGUAUUUGAACCAGUUUCCCAGCCCCUGAUAAAGAUUCAUGACAACUGUGUGAAUUCGCCAAAUAUCACUUUGAGCUGCUCUGUCUCCAAAGGAACUAAUGUCACAAUUUACUGGGAAAAGAUGUCCUUGUCUGGGGUUUGCAGCAAAAUACAUGCUAGAGAAGUACUUAUGAUCGACUGUGUGAGUGAAAAGGAACAACAUGAGUACAGAUGUAUAGCAGAAAACCCAGUCAGUAAUGCAACCAGCAACCAAGUCACUUUCGAUCCACGAGAAGAAAUCAAUCUCAAGGGUAAAAGAAAUCAUUUUGUGGUCCUGAUUUCUGUGGUGAUGAUAGUUCUGGUUUCAACCAUUGUUUACUGCUGGACUGUUUUCCAUUGUAAAACUGGGUCAAGUAACAGAUCAGCAAGUGAUGACCUCAUGUAAAAUGGUCAUUUCCAACAGUUUUCAGUGUGAUGUAAUAAGAUUCACAUAAAUCAUGAUGAUGUAACUUAUCAACAGACGAUCUAACGGUAAUAUGGAAGAUACCGGUCUAGAAAAAGCAUGUGGACUGAAAGGUCUUAGACACUAUACUAGUGAACUAUAUUCAAGAACUUACUACGUACAGAGAUAAGUAAAGGAGUGACAAAAGAAUUUGAAGACCCUUAUUUAGUGUUCAAGGAACAAGAAGCCUCAGAUGUGCAGACACCUAUAACUCAAGCUACUCCAGACCACUAUCUCAAUGUGCAGAUGGCAGUAUUGCCUUAAAGCAGGAACAAAGCACUAAGUAGAACUUAUUCAUCUGAAGUUGGAAAUCCCCCUGGGAAACUAACUCUGCAAAAAUUAGAAUGUUGCUAAGUAGUAUGUCAAAUUAAACUUCUGGUUUGUUAUUUCCUGAAAUGCACUCCCAGAAUAUGUUCAUUAUAUUUAAAAAAAAAUUGCAGCUCACUUCAAAAAAUGUCAAACAUUCUUACGCACAGUAUCUGAUAAGCAUUUUAAAGUUGCUAUGACAUUCAUAACUUUAUUUGCAUUAUUGUAAUAUAAGUAUCUACUUUUCAGUUGAUACUGCAGUUUAUAUAAUAGGCAACAAAAGUAAUAUGUAAAGUGGUUCAACACUGCCAUUCAAGAGAAAUAAUAGCACACUGAAAUAGGUCAAUUGUUCAAACUUGUCUGUGUAAGUAUUUAUGCUGAAAUCCACAUGAAAUCUCACCCAGUCAACACAUUUCUAUUCCUUUCUCCCUUGUGUUCCUCUUAAGUGCUACUCACAUAAACCUCACAACUCUUAACAGGUUUCUCAUUCUCACCACACCGAGGAAUGAAGCUAAAUAAAUCAAACUAUCUUCUUCAUAUAGAGCUGCCUUAAUAUUAUUUUCCUUUACUUCACACAUUUGUUAUAAGGUAUUAUCUACAAGCUUGGGUCCACCUUCAAUACCUUUGUGGUUUCAGUAGCAGCUAUAUAAGAUGUCCAAUUAUUUGACUUCUUAUGAGAAAUGAAUCAUACUGCCAUCCAUCUAUUUGCGUAAUGGAGCAAUGCAAAUGGAAUAAUAACAUUCUUUUGUGAUCUGGGUUAUAUAUUUGUGCCUGUAACUCACAAGCUUCUUCAAUUUAUCCAAAAUUGGACUAAACAAGCACUUAAGUUCAAAUAUUUUGCAGAUUCAUCUCUCAGAAAGUCAAAACUUGAAACAAAGGCAACUUUUUAAAAACUGUAUGUCCUAACAUUAGCACCAUAAAAAUGUAUUUCUUAUUUUGAACUUUCAACGAAGUUUGUUUCAUUAUCAUUUAUAUUGUUUGUAUUUUCAGGUUUGUAAUGUGUUAAUAUUGUAAUGUUACUUUGCACCAUUUUGGCUUUCACAUGGAGUUGCUUAUAAUUCAGAAGGUAUUAUUUUAUAAUAAUGAGUGCAGUGCACAGUGUUUUAAUCUACUGCUAAGACAGCUAUAUGGUUACACCUGUCCCUUUAAAGGAGCAAAGCUGAAAUGUUAUAAAGAAGGGUUAUUUCAGAUAACAGUUCAUAAAAUUUCAUUGUCUAAAGCGCUGCCAAUUUUAUUGAAAACCACAUUUUUAAUUCUUUAAUUCUUUGUGCGAAAGAAAUGUAUUGGCUGCACCACCUUUUACUCGUAUUGAUGAAUUCAAUUUUGAGGUAUGUUAUUUAAUCUAUAUGACCUAUUGUUUUACAACCUUAAACUUUCAUUUUAAACAAAAUAAAAUAUUGGUCACUAUUUUCUUCUUAACUACAUUAUGUAUUUGUAAGCAAAUUUAUUGCUUUGCCUCUGAUUUUUUUUUAGAUUAGUUAUAGUGUGGAAACAGGCCCUUUGGCCCAACAAGUCCACACCGACCCGCCAAAGCGCAACCCAGCCAGACCCAUUCCCCUACAUUUAUCCCUUCACCUAACACUACGGGCAAUUUAGCAUGGCCAAUUCACCUAACCUGCACAUCUUUGGAUUGUGGGAGGAAACCGGAGCACCCGGAGUAAACCCACGCAGACACGGGGAGAAUGUGCAAACUCUACACAGUCAGUUGCCUGAGGCAGGAAUUAAACCCGGGUCUCUGGCACUGUGAGUCUGUAUAAAGUGACUGAACAACUGUUAAUAUUUUAACUCUGGCUUGGUUUGGCCAGUUUCCUUAUUAAAGUAGAAAGAGUGGUGUAAAAAUCACAACCUAAAAGACAAUACCCAAAAAUAAAUCUAAACAAAGAGAAUUUUACAAUCAAGACAUUGCUUGACCAGGAACCAGUGUAGAUCAGUGAGUACAAGUGAUUGUUGACAAGGCCUUAGGGGUUUAGCAUGUUAAGACAUGGCAAAAGGGUGUUGGAUGAACCUAGCUUUACAGGCAGUAGAAUGUGGGAGACCAGCCAGGAGUAUAUUGGACUAGUCAAGUCUGGACGGAAUAAAAGUUUCAGCGAUGAACUGAGACAGGAAUGAAGUUAAGCAAUCUUAUGGAAGGCGGUAAAGGAGUAUAUUAGCAAAGGUGCAACAAUGCAGUAGGAAGCCAGUCUCAAAGUCAAAUAUAACACCAUAAUUAUGAUGAGGAGGUGCUGGUGUUGGCCUGAGGGGGACAAAGUUAAAAAUCACACAACACCAGGUUUAUUUGGAACUACUAGCAUUCAGAGCACUGCUCUUUC
This is a messenger RNA of Hemiscyllium ocellatum (epaulette shark), 4460 nucleotides long. RefSeq names its product SLAM family member 5-like. Bases 907 to 1788 code for a protein of 293 amino acids. The record is from RefSeq and is a predicted model, not a curated record. The transcript has 7 exons. NCBI's taxonomy places the organism in Eukaryota, Metazoa, Chordata, Chondrichthyes, Orectolobiformes, Hemiscylliidae.